ACUUUCUGGCGCAGGUCACUCUUCCAUAUAGCUCGACGUGAGUGUUCCAUUCAAUACACGAUUUUCGCUCGCUCUGCUGACGCCAGAUUGUAGGAGAUCGUUAACGUGGGGGCAUUUUGCCAUCCUUGGAUGAAUCCUUUGCCACAUCAGAAGGAUGGAACUUUUAUGAACAAGACGGAACAACCUUGCGAAAAGAAGCAUUCUCUUAAGAAGAACCAGCCACUUCCUUCGCUCCAUUGAGAAAGAAAAACAUUCUGCUUUGAUACGAUUCAUCGUGUUUUCCAGUAACUUCUGGGCGGCUUUUUAAUCAUAAUUUAUUCAAAUUAAAAACUAAAGAAGAAAGUUGAACGGACCUUUUUGUAUAGAAACGUGUUUUCUUUACCACACAUUUUAUCACAUUAUUUACUCUUUUCUCAGGAAUUGACAGAGAUACAUUUUUAAAUUAUCGUCAACCUCCACACCUUUUGGGAUAUUUAUCUGUUGUCCCGAGAAGAACGAUGGUUGUGAAAAAUUUCAAGACCUUCUCGAAGAAGGAGAAGUUGGAAUUUUUGAAUUCCUUCGACACUGUCUUUUCCGAUUGUGAUGGUGUCCUAUGGCUUGGGUCCGAAGUGAUUAACAAGGCGCCAGAGGUGAUAAAAGGUUUCAAGGAAAUGGGGAAGAGAGUCUUCUACUUGACAAACAACAGCAUGAAGACGCCAGAUUCGCUGUCCAUCAAGUUCCAAGGCAUGGGGUUCGAAGCGAAAAAGGAUGAAGUCCUGUGCACUGCAAUGCUUACAGCUCAGUAUCUCAAGAUGAAGGGCUUCAAUAAAACUGUUUACCUUUUAAGUUCAACUGCAGUGAAGGAAGCAAUUGAAGCCGUCGGAAUAUCAACUAUCGGGCACGGGCCAGAUAUCAUGCCAGCGGAUAUCAUUGAAAUGAAAGAAUCAGUUGAUAUUGAUCCAAAUGUCGGGGCAGUAGUAGUCGGGUAUGACCUUCACUUCAGCUACCUCAAGCUAGUCAAAGCUGCGGCCUAUUUGUCUUCGCCUGACGUCGAAUUCAUCGCGACCAACAUGGAUCCUCAGUUUCCCAUUGCUGGUGGUCGGCUUAUUCCAGGAGCUGGAUCUUUCGUCACUGCUGUCGAGAUGGCAUCAGGCCGCAGUGCGACAGUCGUGGGCAAGCCAUCCACUUUUGCAUUUGAAUAUGUUCAGAAGGCGUUCAAUAUGAAUCCAAAAAGGUGUUUAAUGAUUGGUGAUAGAUGCAGCACGGACAUAGCUUUUGGAAAGAAAACAGGAAUGCAAACAUUGCUUGUCCUGACAGGUGUCCAGACGAUGGAGCACGUCUUGCAGUUUGAGAAAAACAAAGAGUUAGACCUGGUGCCCGACUAUUACACUUCUACAAUUGCUGAUUUACUUGAGGUGUUACAUAUGAGCAACUCCACUUAGCAUCAACUCAACA
Molecule: messenger RNA, 1434 nt
Organism: Cimex lectularius (bed bug)
Lineage: Eukaryota; Metazoa; Arthropoda; Insecta; Hemiptera; Cimicidae
Product: glycerol-3-phosphate phosphatase-like
Exons: 8
Coding region: 498-1421 (307 amino acids)
Cellular component (GO): cytoplasm
Molecular function (GO): phosphatase activity
Source: RefSeq, a predicted model, not a curated record